This is a messenger RNA of Coprinopsis cinerea okayama7#130, 747 nucleotides long. RefSeq lists its product as hypothetical. The transcript has 2 exons. The coding region runs from base 1 to 747 and encodes 248 amino acids. The record is from RefSeq and is a predicted model, not a curated record. Lineage: Eukaryota; Fungi; Basidiomycota; Agaricomycetes; Agaricales; Psathyrellaceae.
AUGCCUCGCAAUCUUCCAACGCUUCGAACCUCCCCACUGUCUUCUGACGACGAGUCUCUCAUCACGCCACAAUCCACUCGAUCCUUCCGCCUCCCGUCACGGCGUAGCAAGUAUGGGCCUCUCGACGUUCCGGUAGACGUCGUACAAUGGGACGACGAGAUGACUGUCGUCGCAUCCUCGGAUGAGGAGGAAGACUCCGGAAUGUGGGAGUUCCUCGGGGCCAAACGGCAGCAAGGCGAGGGUCAGAGUCCAAGUUCCCAAGCAGGCGUGGGGUGUGAGAUCGGGUGCUACGAGUCGAAGCGGUCACCUUCGAAAGCUCAGUUCUUUUCCGAGUUUGAGAUCUUGACACACCCGAACAUCGCACCCCAUCCUCAUCUGUUAAUCAGAAGAGACUACCUCCAUCGAACUGGUUUCCCUCUUCCGUCUAAAGGGGACGAUGGUGUGAUACAUGUCAAGGAAUUCUUCCACCCCAACGUCGAUUUCGUUGCUGCUGCUGCAUUUUACACACAACUGAAGAAUCUCUGCAUUCCGAAAGAAUCUACAUAUCCCCUUCCCGAUCAACCCGAGCUUUUUAGAGAAUGUGCUGCUAUGGUGUUCAUGGAAGAUCUUACCAGGUUCACUAGCAGUGGGGAGCCUAUCUUCGAAUUCCUCGGCAACUUUUAUAUUCGUAAAUUGGACUUUGUAGACAAAGAUGGUACUGUAUUCUACUUCGAAUUUGUGAGGGACCCUAGUAGUAGGUGGGAGUAG